Messenger RNA from Chanos chanos (milkfish), 1041 nucleotides. RefSeq names its product trace amine-associated receptor 4-like. The transcript has a single exon. NCBI's taxonomy places the organism in Eukaryota, Metazoa, Chordata, Actinopteri, Gonorynchiformes, Chanidae. Bases 1 to 1041 code for a protein of 346 amino acids. Gene Ontology annotation, biological process: G protein-coupled receptor signaling pathway. Gene Ontology annotation, molecular function: trace-amine receptor activity. The record is from RefSeq and is a predicted model, not a curated record. Gene Ontology annotation, cellular component: membrane.
AUGGAUGACAUAAUCCUGAAUCAGACCGGUGAUAUGGCAGCUAUGUUGCUUUGUUUCCCUCACCUGCAAGACUCGUGUCCUCGAUUUGUCAGACUGACUAUUGUACGGGUGGUCAUGUACGCCUUCAUGGUGAUCACCAUUCUGAUGACUGUGUGUGGAAACCUUCUGGUCAUUAUCUCUAUAACCCAUUUCAAGCAACUGCACAGUCCUACCAAUUUCAUUCUCCGUUCCUUGGCUGUGGUCGAUUGUUGUUUAGGCUGCUUUGUUAUGCCUUUCAGUAUGGUCAGAUCUGUUGAAGGGUGCUGGUACAUGGGAGAAAAUUUCUGUAAAGUCCAUUCCAGUUUAGACAUGAUGCUCUGCACUACAUCUAUACUGCACCUGUGUUUGGUAUCAAUUGACAGGUACUAUGCCAUUUGUGACCCUUUGCAAUACAGUACAAAAGUUACAGUGUUUAAAGUGAUUAGUGGCACUAUUAUCAUCUGGUUGUUUUCAUUUUUGUUCUGUUUUGGUGUUGUGUUCUCUGGAGUAAAUAUGGUAGGUUUAGAGACAUUCAUCUUAAUGACCUACUGUGAGGGGAGCUGUGCCUUGUUUUUUAACAAAGAGUGGGGGAUCAUUGCACCCACCGUAUCAUUUUACAUUCCAGCAGCUGUGAUGACCUGUCUGUACAUAAAGAUCUUUCAUGUUGCCAGGAAACAUGCCAAGGUCAUGUCUGAUAGGCUGGCAACAGUGACUUGUUCUGAGCUGAAGAACCAAGCAUCAGAGCAGAGAGAGAGGAAGGCUGCUAAAACACUGGCCAUCGUAAUGGGAGUGUUUCUGCUCUGCUGGCUGCCGUAUUUCAUUUCUGCUCUUAUAGAUCCUUUUGUUAACUUCCAAACACCUGUUGUUAUUUUUGAUGCCCUUGUCUGGUUUGCUUACUUUAAUUCCACAUGUAACCCUGUCAUCUAUGCUUUCUUCUAUCCACAUUUUCGAAAGGCAUUUAAAAUUAUUAUAGCAAAGAUUUCUGGAAUGAGGACAAACACACAUAUCCUAGUGGUUGAAUAA